Bombina bombina (fire-bellied toad) is the source of this 1540-nucleotide messenger RNA. It is a transcript of the gene CDKL4, whose product is annotated as cyclin dependent kinase like 4. The record is from RefSeq and is a predicted model, not a curated record. Gene Ontology annotation, molecular function: ATP binding; cyclin-dependent protein serine/threonine kinase activity. Gene Ontology annotation, cellular component: nucleus. NCBI's taxonomy places the organism in Eukaryota, Metazoa, Chordata, Amphibia, Anura, Bombinatoridae. Gene Ontology annotation, biological process: protein phosphorylation. Bases 131 to 1159 code for a protein of 342 amino acids. The transcript has 10 exons.
GACUCUGCUUCUAGCAUUUGUCCCGUGCAUGGCCACCGAGCCUGGGAAUGCAAUAAGUGACACAGGACAUUCAACAACACCUGCAGGAUUUACACGCAGAUUAAGUCUCUCUGGGAUUCCCGUAGUCUGAAUGGAGAAAUAUGAGAAAUUAGCCAAGAUUGGUGAAGGAUCUUAUGGCGUGGUUUUUAAAUGUCGGAAUAAGGAGACGGGACAGGUGGUGGCGAUCAAGAAAUUUGUGGAGUCAGAAGAUGAUCCGGUCAUUAAAAAGAUUGCACUGCGGGAAAUCCGUAUGUUAAAGCAACUUAAACAUAACAACCUGGUUAAUCUUCUGGAGGUUUUUAGAAGGAAGCGAAAACUACACCUUGUCUUUGAGUAUUGUGACUAUACUGUCCUUAAUGAGCUCGAGAAAAAUCCCAAUGGGGUUUCUGAUUCUACAACCAAGAAUAUUGUGUGGCAGAUACUGCAGGCUGUAAACUUUUGCCACAAACAUAAUUGCAUUCAUAGAGAUGUCAAACCUGAGAACAUUCUGCUCACCAAGCAAGGAGUCAUAAAACUCUGCGACUUCGGAUUUGCUCGAAUUUUAACCCGGCCUGGUGAUGAUUACACAGACUACGUGGCUACGCGGUGGUAUCGAGCCCCAGAGUUGCUAGUGGGUGAUACCCAGUAUGGAGCUGCGGUGGAUGUAUGGGCGGUGGGCUGUGUCUUUGCUGAGCUUUUGUCUGGGCAGCCUCUGUGGCCUGGCAAAUCUGAUGUGGACCAGCUAUACCUCAUCAUAAGGACACUGGGUAAACUAAUACCGCGACACCAGUACAUUUUCCGCAGCAAUCAAUAUUUCCAGGGCGCAAGUAUUCCCGAGCCUGCCUCCGGAGACAUGGAAACGCUAGAAGAAAAGUUUCCAAACAUCCAGUCGAUUGCUAUGAACUUCAUGAAGGGCUGCCUGCGUAUGGAUCCUGAUGAUCGUCACACCUGUGAGCAGCUCCUAGAAAGUGCUUACUUUAAUCCUGCCCGGGAGGAGCCAGAUAAGAGGAAAACAAAGGGGAGGAGGCGGCUACAGCAGAGCCAACUUUUGCCUCAUAUUCCUGGAAACGGAGCUUCGCCUGCACCAGAGGGUAAAAACAAGCCGCGUGCCUUAAAAUUCGAUCAUUUCCCAAAUAUAUAAUGUCUCCCCCUUCAUUAUCUGGACUAAAGGGAGUCCGAAUAAGCGGUUGCUGAACAGGAAAUUAAAUAGGUGAAUGAGCUGUGGCAUUAAGGACAAGUCGCCAAAUAACUUUUGCCACCUCUGCUGGGCUGCAGCCCCGGGUUUGAUUAACAAGCUUCGAUCUGUGAACAGUCUGCACAAAUAACUUCCAUCAAGAAACAAUUUCAGAGCAAUACUUUACCACGUUUUAUGCAACAGAACAGCCAUUUCCUGAGUACAUUUUGAAGAUGCUGAAAAGGAAUCUUAGGGUUUAGCAAAAAUCUACAUAAUUCUUGUUUUAUAAACUAGGACAAAACUUGAGCAUUUUAAUCAGGAGGAUGUGUAAAUAAAAACAUAAAUCAA